AUGGCUAGUUACCAAUAUUUUAGCUAUGUAGAUCUGUACAAAAUCAACAGCGUGAAUUUGGACCCAUUCACCGAAGUGUUCAACGAUAAAUUCUACUUGAGAUAUAUUUAUAAAUGGCCACACAUGAACAUAGUUACCAAAGAAAUGGAUGAUCAUAUAAGCGGUUACAUCAUAGGAAAAGAAGAAGGACUGGGGAAGGAGUACCACGGUCAUGUUACCGCCCUGUCUAUUGAGGAAGACAGUAGAAGAACAGGAAAGGGAGUGGAUCUUAUGAAUGAGUUUGAAAAGAUAUCAAGGGAUGUUCACAUUGCGAAUUUUGUGGAUUUGUUCGUCCGUAUUACAAAUGAUCCAGCAAUUAACAUGUAUAAAAAAUUGGGAUACAUAAUUAAUGAAGAAAUUGUAAGUUACUACUGUGGUAAUGAAAGUGCCCUCGAUAUGCGUAAGUAUAUAAAUUUACGCACAGGGGCAUGUGUGAAGUGA
Molecule: messenger RNA, 480 nt
Organism: Plasmodium gonderi
Lineage: Eukaryota; Apicomplexa; Aconoidasida; Haemosporida; Plasmodiidae
Product: N-acetyltransferase
Exons: 2
Coding region: 1-480 (159 amino acids)
Biological process (GO): N-terminal peptidyl-methionine acetylation
Cellular component (GO): NatB complex
Molecular function (GO): protein-N-terminal amino-acid acetyltransferase activity
Source: RefSeq, a predicted model, not a curated record